Messenger RNA from Cannabis sativa, 1918 nucleotides. RefSeq lists its product as uncharacterized. Bases 152 to 1522 code for a protein of 456 amino acids. NCBI's taxonomy places the organism in Eukaryota, Viridiplantae, Streptophyta, Magnoliopsida, Rosales, Cannabaceae. The transcript has 9 exons. The record is from RefSeq and is a predicted model, not a curated record.
UUAGCCGUUCGAUUUCCAUCGCUAGUUUAAAAGUUGGGACUGGGAGUGUUUAAAACAAAGUAAAAAGGUUUAUAAACUCAGAACACUUCAGAUUCCCGCGGCUCAGCGUGGAAAAGUGUUUGGGGUUUUUGAAUCUUUGAUUCCAUGGGCCAUGGCUACUUCUCGGAGCUCCACAGAAAUACCAGCAGCAGUAGGAGGAGGAGCAGCCUCUUUCUCUCAUUUUGAAAGAACAGUAUGCUUGUUCGAUUGGUGGUUGAUUCACACCCAAAAUCACUUCCAUGGCAACAACCUUGGCGUUGCCGGCUUAACAUCCAGACAACAAGAAGCAGUUCGUGUGUUUACCUCUGCUCCUAUAGCCAAAAGAUAUGAUGUUUUCACUCUUGAGACUACCGAUAAUGUCUGUAUCAGUCUUAAGGGUGUCAUCAACCAGCACCGCACCACUCUCAAUGGCUUUCCUUCCCAGGUUUCUAGAAGCUUUUUGUUUGGCUUUCCUUCGAAUUGGCGACAAUUUUCUACAUAUGCUCCUCCUGAAAAAACUCCUGAAAAACAAGGUUGUGUCACUUCGAAACAUAGGAAACAAGUUGAAACUUCAGAAUCUCAUAAGGUUUCUGAGAAUGGUAUCCUCAAUACAGAAUCUCCUGCUAUCUUUGGGAAAUGUGGAGUAGUAUCUGGGCCUGAAACUUCUACUCUACAAGAAAAAACUCUUGAGAAACAAGGUUGUGUCACUCUGAAACAUGGGAAACACGUUGAAACCUCCGAAUCUCACAAGGUUUCUGAGAAUGGUAAUACCCUCAAUAAUUCAAAAGUUUCUAAGCUGAGUGAUGAGAAGAAACACCAACUGGAUGUUACACCUAUUGGUUUUCGUAAAUGUAGUGCUAGAUUGAGAAAUCUCAGAGACAGACCUAUUGGUUUUCAGAAAUGUAGUGAUAGAUUGAAAAAUCUCAAAGGCAGUCAGGGGAACUGCCUUCCAUCUGGGUGUUCUUUAGAUCAAGAACAUCAAAAUGUUAGUCCUGUUCAAAUGCUAGACGAUGAGAAGUUGAACAGUUCUAUAGCUGCAACCAUUCACUCAACAGACAGAGUGCCCGAAAUUUCUUAUGUAGGGAGCAAAAGGAAGCAGAAGCCAGUGGAUACAAAUGUGACAGUAAAACUAGGUGAUGAGCAGACUUCUAAUUCACAAUGGGGACAUGAUUCUGGAAAGGCUGAGACUAAAGCUGGACAGGAAACUGGUUUUAAAGAAGGAAGAAAGGACACAAAGACAAGAAAGAGGAAAAAAUUCUCUGAUACAGCAGCUACACCACCGCUUCGGGACAACAACAUUAAAGUGUCUGUAGUUUCCCCUGAUUGUUUGAGUUAUGGACGAUCUAGAUCAGGGAGGCUACUACUACCUGUGAUGGAAUUCUGGCGCAAUCAAAUGCCAGUCUAUGAUGUGGAUCGUAAACUUACUGGAAUUCAGGAAAGCAUCCCUGUUGUAGUACCUUCGAGAGGAACUCAAUCUGAGCCACCAAAAAAAAGAAAUCGAUAGUGGUGUGUGGUGAACUUUUGUAAGGAUAAUUAUAGGACUGCAUCUAAAGAUUCAUCCUUACUAUGGGAACAACAUUUCCCUUACAAGAUGUCUUAUUGUCCUGAGUCGCUUAAGUGGGUAGCAUCAGACGAUGAAUCAAGUUACACUCUUGAUAAAAAUGGGGCCUCUUCUAGCACAGCCAACAACCCGUCCCGACUGGAAUUCCUAGCCUCACCAUGUGACAGUGAAGGAAGCAAUAUCAAUACUGCGGAUGAGUAGUACCUUUGUAGCUUAUCAGUUUCACGAAUCUACUUCCAAUCAUUCUUAUAAUUUUAAUUCACUAGUUUAUGCCAACCCAUUUUUAUUAUCAAAGACUAAAGAUGCACUUUAGUUAUAUAUUUAGUUUUGAUUAUGUAA